UAGGCGCACUGGUACUCUUGUUCCUGGUAAUUAUGAAUUGCAUGUUCCAAUCUCUUUUUCUUUGUGCGAAUAUACUCUUUCAUGAACGUGCCAACAUAUCUGUUCAUCCACGUAGGAUUCUUAAUCGCACGCGGAUCUGAGCCUCGACAAUCUCUACUUCCUUGAUGUUGAGAACCGGGAUGUGCUUUCUCCACCAUCCUCUAUAUAUAUACGAUGCGCGGUGGAUAUCUUGCCAUAACGAUCUCGUUAUCCGGGUUGGCAACUUUUAUUGGCCACAUGCGAGCGUUGCUACUGGUACCCCAACACAGCAAGAGUGAGGACAUAGUCAAAUCAUCCGGGUUAAUCACGGAUUUGAGAAUCUCUUCGAGAAUCUUGCGCCUCUCGCGGCGGCCUUUGCGGGGGUCGAAAUCUGGCGAAUCUCUGAGGUCUCUACCCUUUUUUGAUGCAGGUGAAUUGCAUAAGUUGUGGCGUCGCCUGGUAGGGAUGCUCUUUAGAGGGUCGAGUCAACCAGACGGGUUCUCUUGGGCUGCAAUUUGAGGAAGUUUGUUGCUGACUGAAAUAGCCGAUCAUGUUGAGCAUUCGCUGUAGGUAAAGAAGGUGAUCCCUAGCUAAGGGAAGAUAGGUAUCCAUAUCAAAAGUCAACAUUCUUGAGAAUGGACCAGUAGCCUCUGAGGAUUCCGCAUUUGAUAAGAUUGCUUAUCACGCGGAGGCUGGCUAUAAUCAGAGAUGAGACAGAGCUCCUCUAGAUCAAAACAGAUUCGGACUCGGAAAUGAAGCUUAUACUGAUGGAGGUUCGCUUCCUCAGUUCCUCAGGACAUUAUAAUAAUAUAAUACCUAGGUGGGUAUAAAU
This is a messenger RNA of Paecilomyces variotii, 850 nucleotides long. RefSeq lists its product as hypothetical. The record is from RefSeq and is a predicted model, not a curated record. The transcript is spliced from 2 exons. Bases 214 to 537 code for a protein of 107 amino acids. NCBI's taxonomy places the organism in Eukaryota, Fungi, Ascomycota, Eurotiomycetes, Eurotiales, Thermoascaceae.